UGCUAGGGACUUUUUUAAAGCCGAGUUGGCAGCGCUUUUUCGAUGUUCUUGUCGGCCGGCCGGAAUUUUGUUCGUGUUUUCAGUACCCGUCAUAUAGCAACCUGCAGUGCUAGAAUGGCGAGCGAAGUGGAGAAAUCGCAAACGGCAGCAGCCAGCGAAGAUACAAUUUUUGGCAAGAUUUUGCGCAAGGAGAUUCCCUGCAAGUUUAUCCACGAGGAUGAUAGGUGCGUGGCCUUUCACGAUGUGGCUCCCCAGGCCCCAACCCAUUUCCUGGUGAUUCCCCGCAAGCCGAUUGCCCAACUUUCGCUAGCGGAGGAUGGAGAUUCGGAUCUGCUGGGCCAUCUCAUGCUGGUGGGACGCAAGGUGGCCAAGGAUCUGGGAUUGGAGGAGGGCUACCGCGUGGUCAUCAACAAUGGAAAGCACGGCGCCCAGUCCGUUUACCACUUGCAUUUGCACUUCCUCGGCGGCCGCCAGAUGCAGUGGCCUCCCGGCUAAGAUUGUCAUCAUAAUGUCCAGAAGAUCAUAAUAUCCAGGUGAUUUAAGAUCUAAGAUCAAUAAUCCUCCAGAGGGGUCUAGGAACACCAAGAUAGUUAUUCAAAUAAAAUUUAUUAAAAUCAACACCAAA
Drosophila elegans is the source of this 625-nucleotide messenger RNA. It is a transcript of the gene HINT1, whose product is annotated as histidine triad nucleotide-binding protein 1. Bases 43 to 495 code for a protein of 150 amino acids. Gene Ontology annotation, cellular component: nucleus; cytoplasm. The record is from RefSeq and is a predicted model, not a curated record. The transcript is spliced from 3 exons. NCBI's taxonomy places the organism in Eukaryota, Metazoa, Arthropoda, Insecta, Diptera, Drosophilidae. Gene Ontology annotation, molecular function: hydrolase activity. Gene Ontology annotation, biological process: purine ribonucleotide catabolic process.